This is a messenger RNA of Galendromus occidentalis (western predatory mite), 944 nucleotides long. RefSeq names its product U1 small nuclear ribonucleoprotein A snf (gene snf). Gene Ontology annotation, molecular function: RNA binding. NCBI's taxonomy places the organism in Eukaryota, Metazoa, Arthropoda, Arachnida, Mesostigmata, Phytoseiidae. The record is from RefSeq and is a predicted model, not a curated record.
GUGUGCCGUGUGCCGGGCGAGAAACGAAAACCGCUGGUGUUGUGACAAAGCCAGAAAUCUCGUACUUCUAGCACGCUGUGACUCGUGGGAUACAUUUCAAACGCGUGUAUUGACUCGACAGCUUCCAAGAUGGAUAUGCGACCGAACAAUACGAUUUACAUAAACAAUCUCAACGAGAAAGUCAAGAAAGAAGAGCUCAAGAAGUCGCUGUUUGCCAUCUUCUCGCAGUUCGGUCCAAUCCUCGAUAUUGUCGCGCUCAAAACUCUCAAGAUGCGAGGACAAGCUUUCGUUGCAUUCAAAGAGAUCAAUGCCGCUAGCGAGGCUCUGCGAUCGAUGCAGGGUUUCCCCUUCUUCGACAAACCGAUGCGCAUCCAGUAUGCGAAAUCAGAUUCCGACGUCGUCGCCAAAAUGAAGGGAACUUUCGUCGAACGUCAGAAAAAGCCGAUCGAGAAAGUUCAGCCGAAAAAAGGAGUCAAAGUUCCGGAGAUUCCGGUCGCCACGGGUCCGUCGGGUCCGGUUGCCGACCAGCCGCCGAACGCCAUCCUCUUCCUUACUGGUCUGCCAGAGGAGACGAACGACAUGAUGCUCCAGAUGCUGUUUGGACAAUUCCCCGGAUUCAAGGAGGUCCGUCUGAUUCCUGGUCGACCAGAUAUAGCCUUCGUCGAGUACGAGGAUGAAGCGCAGUCGACGGCAGCGAAGAACGGAUUGCAAGGAUUCAAGGUGACGCCCACGGCGCCGAUAAGAAUCACUUUUGCGAAGAAGUAGUUGCGGUGAUGGAGACUCGGCCAGUGUGCGACGACAUGGAUUACAUCAAACAGCAACAACAGAUGAUUCCGGAAAAGAGGGAGAUUCCGUUGCGUACGCUAAAGCCUGCUGUAAAAUAUCAUUGAUGAGAACGAGUUAGUCUCUAUUGCUCUAUUGUACAAUAAACCGUCUACAUUUUU